AUGGCAGCUUUCACUCCUAUUCCGCUUCCUCAGAUUGAGGAACCGGCCGAGUACAACUCCAACUACAUCCUCUACUGGCAUCAUAUCGGCUUAGAACUUAAUCGUGUCACACACACCGUAGGAGGUCCUCAGACUGGUCCACCUAUCUCUGCCAGAGCUCUAGGCAUGCUUCAAUUGGCUGUACACGAUGCCUACUUCGCCAUCAAGCCCUCUACUAGCUUCUCAACCUUUUUGACAUCCGGUGCCGACAACGUUGCAUACGCUCUCCCAGACCUGAACGGCGCGGACGAUGCUCGCCAGGCAGUGGCUGGUGCAUCUAUCACUAUGCUGUCUAUGCUCUACAUGAAGCCUCCCACCAAUCCCAACCCCAACCCUGGCGCCGGCAUUUCCGACAACGCCUAUGCACAGCUUCAGUAUGUCAUUGAUCAAUCAGCAAUUGACGCACCCGGUGGUGUCGACGCCGCGUCCAACAGCUUCAACUUCGGUAAGGCAGUAGCCACUGUCUUCUUCAACCUCCUCUUCCACGCGCCAGGUGCCUCGCAAGCUGGCUACCACCCCACGCCUGGUCCUUAUAAGUUCGACGAUGAGCCCACUCACCCUGUCGUCCUCGUCCCCGUCGACGCCAACAACCCUGAUGGUCCCAAGAAGCCCUUCCGUCAAUACCACGGCCCCUUCUAUGGCAAAACAGCUAAGCGUUUUGCUACACAGACUGAGCAUAUGAUCGCUGACCCACCAGCCAUCCGUUCUGCCGCUAGUGAGCAGGCCGAAUACGACGAUGCCGUUCGUCAAAUUAUUGCCAUGGGUGGAGCUACCGCUCUCAACUCCACCAAGCGUUCUCCUCACCAGACAACUCAAGGCAUGUUCUGGGCCUAUGAUGGCUCGAACUUGGUCGGCACGCCACCUAGGUUUUACAAUCAAAUCGUCCGCCGCAUCGCAGUGACAUACAAGAAGGAAGAGGGCUUGGCGAACAGUGAAAUCAACAACGCCGAUUUCGUCCGUCUCCUCGCCCUCGUCAACGUGGCUUGUGCAGACGCAGGAAUCUUCUCCUGGAAAGAGAAGUGGGAAUUCGAAUUCUGGCGCCCACUGUCUGGUGUCCGCGAUGACAACUUCCGCGACCCCGAUCGCCCAGACCGAGGCGACCCCUUCUGGCUCACACUCGGCGCUCCAGCCACAAACACAAACGACAUCCCGUUCAAACCCCCCUUCCCCGCUUACCCUUCCGGCCACGCCACAUUCGGCGGAGCCGUCUUCCAAAUGGUCCGCCGCUACUACAACGGGCGAGUUGGAAACUGGAAGGAUGAUGAAGUAGACAACAUCGCCAUCGACAUGAUGGUAUCCGAGGAACUAAACGGACUGAGCCGCGACCUCCGCCAACCCUACGACCCCAAAGCGCCCAUCACUGACCAGCCCGGUAUUGUGCGCACACGCGUCCCCCGUCACUUUUCCUCCGUCUGGGAAAUGAUGUUUGAAAACGCCAUCUCGCGUAUCUUCCUCGGUGUACACUGGCGCUUCGACGCUGCCUCCGCCAAGGAUAUUUUGAUCCCUACGACGACCAAGGAUGUUUACGCUGUAGACAACAAUGGCGCGUCUCUGUUUCAGAACGUCGAGGAUAUUCGUUAUACGACUAUGGGUACGAGGGAAGGCCAUGAUGGUUUGUUGCCAAUUGGUGGUGUGCCGCUUGGUAUUGGGAUUGCGAAUGAGAUCUUUGAGAAUGGACUCAAGCCUACGCCGCCAGAGAAGCAGCCGAUUCCGCAGCCCCCGGUUAAUCAGGGGCCACCACGGAAGGAGGAGUGGGUCGAAGCGGGAGACAAGGAGCAGGUGCCUAUGAUGGACGUUGCGCCUUAG
Molecule: messenger RNA, 1845 nt
Organism: Alternaria atra
Lineage: Eukaryota; Fungi; Ascomycota; Dothideomycetes; Pleosporales; Pleosporaceae
Exons: 1
Coding region: 1-1845 (614 amino acids)
Molecular function (GO): peroxidase activity
Source: RefSeq, a predicted model, not a curated record